AUGUCCUUCUACUUCUCGGACAAAGCAGUGCUGCUUUUUGACUUCUGGAGCGUCCACACCCCCACAGGGAUGGUGCUCUCAGUGCUGGUGAUCCUGCUGCUGUCCAUGCUCUAUGAAGCCAUCAAGAUGGGCAAGGCUGUGCUGCUGCGGCGGGCGCUGCGGGCGCUGCCCCCCAGCCUCAGCCAG
Messenger RNA from Nestor notabilis (Kea), 186 nucleotides. RefSeq names its product probable low affinity copper uptake protein 2. The transcript is spliced from 2 exons. The annotation marks the transcript as partial. Lineage: Eukaryota; Metazoa; Chordata; Aves; Psittaciformes; Psittacidae. Gene Ontology annotation, cellular component: membrane. The record is from RefSeq and is a predicted model, not a curated record. Gene Ontology annotation, molecular function: copper ion transmembrane transporter activity. Gene Ontology annotation, biological process: copper ion transmembrane transport.